This is a messenger RNA of Syzygium oleosum, 1549 nucleotides long. RefSeq names its product putative F-box/LRR-repeat protein At3g18150. Lineage: Eukaryota; Viridiplantae; Streptophyta; Magnoliopsida; Myrtales; Myrtaceae. The coding region runs from base 1 to 555 and encodes 184 amino acids. The transcript is spliced from 3 exons. The record is from RefSeq and is a predicted model, not a curated record.
AUGGCGAAGUGGAGUCAUGGUGAGUUGGUGUCAACACACUAUUGCGGGGGCGUGAAGAACAUUGUAAUAGAUUCGACCAGCGUGAAAGAGUUAAAACUCGUCAAAGGCCACAGGCUAUCGGACUCGGAGACAAUUUGGGCCCCGCAUUUGCUGUCACUGCGGGUAUCAGGGAUUUGGCGUCUUGGUUCCGUGUUCAGACUCGACGACGUAUCUUCUUUGGUGGAAGCCGAGUUAGAUUUUGUUGUGCGCGGUGACAAGAGCCGCGACUUGAUAAAGGAACUUCUUGAGAAGCUGCAUGGAGUUUCUACAAUCACCAUUGGCAGUUGGUGUUUGGAGGUUAUGUCUGCUUUAGAGAUGGAAGGAGUGCCAUCUCCAUUGUCAAAAUGCCAGAAUCUAAUACUACGCACAACAGUUAGUCAACGAAACCUUCCUGGGAUAGCAUACAUGCUACGAAGUUCACAGUGCAUGGAAAAAUUAGUCAUAGACUUGACUGACUUCCGCAUAUUUAAGGUUUAUUACUUUUCUAUAUUAUUUUCAGUUCGAAUCUUGUGCUGACUUCCUCUUUGCAUGAAUGAGUUAAAACUUUAGAAGCACAUAAAGAUGAUCAAUCUCAAACUCUUAUUUGUUCUAGCAAAUGGAAUUUUCCCAUGACUGUCAGUCUACUCGACAUUUAUGCAGGGCCGUUUUAAGCUGUUUUAGUUCAUGUCCUAAAGUAACUGCAGUGUUAUACUAGAGAUUCUUUUGCUGCCUCGUAAGGUUAGGACCUUGAACUAAUGAAUCAGCGAUGAGCGCCUAGAAGGAGAAGAUGUUUUACUGUGUAGACGAGUUUAAAAGCCCAAAUUGAUGAAGACUCGAUAUAGAGUAUAACUGACGUGAUUCUAAGGUGGACAAAUGAAAGUUGUUUGUUUGAAAUUUUAGUGAGGCAACGAGUUCUUUUUUCCGUGUAUCUGCAUUUAACGUGAAUAUUCUUUCUCAAAUGAGGUACUCAUGUGCAGUUUAUGCUGGACGAAGAAUCUAUUGAGCGUUUUAACUUUGACAAAGAUCUUUUGUCAUGGAAGGGGAACUUUCAAUGUUUGGCGAAACAUCUCAAGAGGGUGGAGAUCAUUGGUUUUGCUGAUAGUUUUGGGUCGAAACAUCUGCUCUCCCUAAUUAAGUUUCUUCUUGGUGAUGCACUUGCGCUGGAGAAGAUGAUUAUUAAGGCUGAUGUGCAUGCACGACGUGGACAAAAACGGCUUGGAGCCACCGAUCUUUCCGAAUUACUUGGUGUGAGCCGAAAUGUGCUAAGCUAUCGAAGAGCUUCCCAAAAUGCUGAAGUUAUCUUUGAUUAUCCUUUGGAAGAGGUGUCCUUUAAAAAGCCUCUGAAGUAGAUCCAGGUUCUAAACGUGGAUGAGCACUACAAUGCUCAUUCUUAUUCACUCUCUUUUGACAGUAGAUAUACAUGAACUAUAUGACAGUAUUGGGUUUUUAACACGUACCUAAUUUGCACUUCUUUCAAGUUUAGUUUAGUUGUAAAAUAUGAACCUCCUAAGGAAAGAGGUUAAUAGUAGCG